Pecten maximus is the source of this 553-nucleotide messenger RNA. Its product is annotated as cholesterol 24-hydroxylase-like. The annotation marks the transcript as partial. Gene Ontology annotation, biological process: cholesterol catabolic process. Gene Ontology annotation, molecular function: heme binding; iron ion binding; cholesterol 24-hydroxylase activity. NCBI's taxonomy places the organism in Eukaryota, Metazoa, Mollusca, Bivalvia, Pectinida, Pectinidae. The record is from RefSeq and is a predicted model, not a curated record. The transcript has 5 exons.
GUUACAAAGAGAGGUUGAUGAAAACGUGGGUGCAGUGUCUGUUAUCACCCUAAAUGAGGUAGAGAAGUUAACAUACCUGGACAUGGUAUUGAAGGAGACAUUAAGACUCUACCCUGUAGGUAAACUGACCGCUCGUGAGACAUCAAAGGAAUACUGUCUCGGCGGUUAUCAACUUCCACCCGGAACUGACAUGAUUGUUAGUUUCUACGCCACAUCAAGGAUAGAGCAAAAUAUCACAAAAGCCACAGAGUUUUUACCGGAACGAUACGACGUUGGCAAUUCAGAGAAAUUUAGCAAGUAUGCUGCAACGCCAUUCUCAGCUGGGCCUCAUACUUGCAUUGGGAGGAAAUUUGCAGAGAUAGAAAUUAAAGUCAUGAUUGCCAAGAUCAUGCAAAUUUUUGACUUUGAAUUGGUUCCCGGCCAAAGUAGCGAAUUAGAAGGCAGUUCGACGCUUCAAAUGAAAAGUGGCGUCAAAUGUUUCUUUCGCCAAAGGAAAAUGGAAUAAUGCUGAUAUGGGAGGAUGUCAUUGCACCAUUGCACGUGAUCUGGAAGG